AUCCAACAUGUUAUCAUCCAUCGGCGAACUCUUCGGUGAACAUGAAGUGAACGAGUUUAUUGAAUACAAAACACACGUUAGUGAUAGCAAGUUUUGGUCGACCGAGCUGGGCAACGUACCUUUCCUAGAUCGUAGCACGGUAGGAUCGUUGCUUGAUCUAGAAGAUUCACCACCAACGUAUGACGAAUUCUACACAUCCAAGUUUAUGAUUCCGUCAGCAGUGCAGCCAAUUGAGGUUUCCGGAUUUUCCAGCAUACCAUCGACAACAUUUCCCCAAGAACAUCAAACUAUCGACUCAACAUGGUCUACGGUCCUACAGACCAGGGCAGAUAAUUCGACCUCUUUUGGUAAUCAGCCGUUAUCAAACAAUGGCGAUGGGACUAGCUCUGUAAACAUGAAUGUUGGCACCGGAUAUGGUGCCACAACCAAGCGAUCACGAACGGCAUUUACCAGCUCUCAAUUAGUGGAACUGGAAAAGGAGUUUCACUCUAACCGUUAUCUGUGCAGACCCCGGCGAAUUGAGCUAACUCGGAAGUUGGCUUUAACUGAGCGACAAAUCAAAAUUUGGUUCCAAAACCGGCGCAUGAAGCACAAGAAAGAGAGUUCCAACGUCAAGGAUAUAAACAAGCUGAAAAGUUCGUGCCAUUGUACGGAUGGAGAAUCUUCCCAAUCUCCUAAGAUGUCCUCACCAUCAUCACCUCACAGUGUCCAUACAAGCAUUGGAAUGGAUGAAGAACGCAAUGGCCACCAAAGCAUCGUCAACCGGUUAAUGGCACAUUCUACUUACGCACCUCGCACGACAGCCUACAACAAUAGUUCCGUCAGCUCUUACAACAGCGAUAAGAACGGAAAUACUUUCACCUAUGUUGCCAAGCCCCACAACACACACACUACGAGCAACGGUCUAAAAUCAAUGUACACUUCCCUAACAGCAAGUGAUAUAUUUGACCAACCGAUGUUGUGUACCGACCUGCCCGAACAGUCGAACCUCGUCCUAUCGACAAACAACGAGAUCAAUGUAGAACUUAAAGAAUUUGAUAACUGUUCGAUAUUCCCCUCCAUCAUUCAGGAGCUAGAUUCCAGCUUUCUCCCUCACCCAUUGGCGCAGAAAACUACGACAACGAUUGAUGAAUCACUCAAGGAACCAUCACAGAUGACUAUGCUCUUGAUGCCAUCGGUGUCUUCCACUUCUACUGAAGACCUCAGCAACGUCAAUCCUUUAGCUGACAGUUCGUACCGUUCUCUCACAAGUUUUAAUCAGCCUACCGUCGUUGCUUCCGCUGCGUCCACCGACGGCGACAUCAUUGGUGUCAGUUCGCCAUCUGUCACUAUUCAGUGGGGCAAUAAGAACCACCAAAAACAAAACCAUAAUCAUCUUCUUCGCCCGUCUCCUCUAAUCGAAGACUCAAACAACAACAACUGCGACAAUUUUGACUCCCACUGCAGUGGUUCGGCUCUGGCCCAUCAACAUCACACCGCUGUUCAGUUACAACACAUUCCAUCAUCAAUUAAACAGCAACAACAACAACAUGCCAUUGGAGUGGGAAUCAACGUUGCCCUGCACGCACCCAACGUAGCAACGACUGGCACGACAAAUUCCAUGCUUUCUUCACCUAGUGAUUGUGGCAACGUAUUUCUAGAUCUUUAGAGAUUAUAAAACCGCAGUUUCUAUAUCCGACGCGGCGCUCAUCAGCCAACAAUUUGCUGUGAAAGGGGAACAGAGAAGCAGCGAGGGAACGAAAGUAAUUAGAAUUUAAGAUACACCCAAAUCUACACGAUACUGUUUCGGACGAUAAUGGCA
Molecule: messenger RNA, 1801 nt
Organism: Anopheles maculipalpis
Lineage: Eukaryota; Metazoa; Arthropoda; Insecta; Diptera; Culicidae
Product: homeobox protein Hox-A2-like
Exons: 2
Coding region: 8-1648 (546 amino acids)
Biological process (GO): regulation of transcription by RNA polymerase II
Cellular component (GO): nucleus
Molecular function (GO): RNA polymerase II cis-regulatory region sequence-specific DNA binding; DNA-binding transcription factor activity, RNA polymerase II-specific
Source: RefSeq, a predicted model, not a curated record